AUGCCUUCAAUGAUCCUGGCAACGGACCCUCUAAGCGUAUCGUGGAAUAUUCUUAGUCUGUUCGCAGCUGGAGAAAAGGAACGGCCAAUUUACUGUAUAAUUAAACAAGCCACCAUACCAGGUGAUCGUACUUUACCAGAUGAAGGCAGUGAGCCACAGGGUGAUCCGAGAAUCGGAUACGCCUAUAACAGAUUCGGAUACUCGAAAUCCAACAUGACUGAGAGACAAGCGCAGGGAGUCCAAGGACUGCCGGCCCUCAUGUCGCAUACAACCGUCGUUAAAACCAUCAUGGCUCUGAUUAUUAUUGCUCUCCAUAUGCACAGUAGCCAGCUUCUUCCUGGUGCUCCCUCAGCCCGUCACUGCCUAUCUAGAACUGAGAUUCGAGUCAUUGCCGGAAAUCGCAUGAUCAAGGCCAGCAAAAAGCAAAAAAAAAACAAACUGGUCAUCUCGCACUCCGACCUGUCCCAAUUGCCACUGUCGCCACUGCCACUGCCACCGAGGACCGGGGGCUAA
Molecule: messenger RNA, 513 nt
Organism: Aspergillus fumigatus Af293
Lineage: Eukaryota; Fungi; Ascomycota; Eurotiomycetes; Eurotiales; Aspergillaceae
Source: RefSeq, a predicted model, not a curated record